This is a messenger RNA of Zychaea mexicana, 5217 nucleotides long. RefSeq names its product SNF2 family N-terminal domain-containing protein. The transcript is spliced from 20 exons. Gene Ontology annotation, molecular function: ATP-dependent chromatin remodeler activity; ATP hydrolysis activity; ATP binding. Lineage: Eukaryota; Fungi; Mucoromycota; Mucoromycetes; Mucorales; Lichtheimiaceae. The record is from RefSeq and is a predicted model, not a curated record. Gene Ontology annotation, biological process: DNA-templated transcription; chromatin remodeling; DNA repair. The coding region runs from base 1 to 5217 and encodes 1738 amino acids. Gene Ontology annotation, cellular component: nucleus; Ino80 complex.
AUGGCGUUUGAUCAGCAUCGACAACAGGGACCAUCCUCUGAUCAGCCUUCUCGACAACAGCAGCAACAACACGGUAGUAACACUAUGCAACCUCAAAUUCAACCACAACAGCCAUCGUCGAAUGCUUCUCAGCAGCAGCAGCAGCAGCAGCAGCAGGAAUCGUCGUUUCAACCUUUUUCUUCCUCUUCUCCAACUAAUAGGGAAAGAGAAGAACAACAGCGGGAUAGAUAUACUACCAGACGUUCACCAUCUAAUGGCAGCUAUGCAGGUCCUUCGCUGCCUCCACCGUCGCAAUUGCCUUCAAACAUGCACUGCCAGCCUUAUCCCACGCAACAACAGGUGGACUAUGGCCGACGGGAUCCGUAUCCACCAGCGCCAUCGCGUUCAUAUUCAUCAACGUCGCCUCAGUCAUGGGAUUAUGCGGAAAGACAACCCUAUAGCAAUCACCGGUCACUACCGCAAACUGUUCCUCCGCCCCCGCAUCGACAACAGUACAGUGGUGCGUUCCAAUCCUCCCACAGGGAUUAUAGUCGCUCAGGUGCACCAUCAUUGCCGCUUCCCGUAGAUUUGGGCACGAAUAACUCGCCCUUUCAGCUUCCUAGACCCACGAUAAACCAACCAUCCAAUACUUCUUCUUCAAAUGCCCCGUAUGAUCCCAUACGUUCUGCUCAUACUACAAACAGAGAACCCGCUGGUGCUCCACAAUCAGCGACCACUGCUUCUGCCGCCGAACAUGCAUUGCCGUACCGCGCUCCGCCUGUAACUUCAGCGGCGCCACCGAGACCAUCUCAAGUCAAACAAGAACAUUUGUCUCCUCCUCAGGGAUUCCAUUUUGAUCGUUCACAGGCUGCAUCAUCGCCUGUCAUGUCGAUAUCACAAUUGCUGUCUUCGGAUGCACCAUCGAGACCUUCGCUAACGUCAACACCGACCCAGCCGCAACAACAACAGCAGCAUCCAUCGGAUCGACCAUCCUAUUAUGAAAAUCGAGAAGCGUCGUAUGAAUCGCAGCCUCCAUCAGUGCAGCCAGCGGCAGCAAUACACGACGAUUCGGUUGUUCCUAGUUCAACGACAGCACCUGCACCAGCAUCAGCUCCAACAACGCCCGAAAAGCCUGCUCCUAUACCUGUGUCCGAUCCAGCACCACAACCAGGAUUUCGCAAUGGAAUCAAAAAUUUGCUGAACAACGACACUGAAGAGAUGUAUCAAAUGGCUGAUUCGGAUACGGAUACAGAAGACAUCCCACUCAUGCCAUCCGUCCCAACGGAAACUCCUGCCUCUCCUGAUCAUGUAUCAGCACCUAAGGUAGUAGUCGCUGUGAACGGUCAAGCCAAACAAAGCCAUGCGAGACAGCAGCAACAGCAGCACAAUGGGCGAGUACGACCUCGAGCGGGACGUCGCCGCCGAUAUGAACUCAGCGACGAUUCUUCCGCAGAAGAAUUUAGUGAGCACGAUGGUCAUCGCGUGAAAACCUUGACGGAAAGGACGCUUGAGGAGCUCGAUCUUUCAGACGACGAUGACGACGAAGAAAUCUUCAAUACACAUAGAGAAGAAAUGGUUCAGUACAUGAUUGAUGUCUAUAGACGAAAACAAAACGUUAUUGAAGAAUAUGAAAAUAAGCGCGCACAUCGCCAUGCCUUGAUCAGUAAUCAUUUGCAAAGAAUUUACGAAAAGCGAUAUGGAUCGGAGCUGAAGCAACAGACCAAUGGUGUGAACAGCAAUGAAACUCCUGUCUCCAGCACAGCAGCUUUAUUGCUUCAAGCUGCGAGAGAAGAUAAGGAAAGGCAACGACGUAAACAUAAAAAGGCUAAACAUGGACAUAAGAGAAUGGUCAACGAAGAGACUGAGGAAACCGAAGAGCAAGUGAUGCAACCAAAAGAAAUUGAAAAAACGGCUAGCGAGCGACUGGAAGAUGCCCGUCGUGCAGUUUGGCUGGAUAUUGCCCGAAAGCACAUACCUAGAAUGGCUAGAAUCCUGUCGCGUGUUCAGGCAACACGAGCUGGCAAUUGUAAAAAGAUUGCACAGUAUUGUCAAAAGGAGGUUCGACGUUCUGCUACCAAGGGUGGACGUAUUAAUAAGGAUGUACAAGCUCGAGCAAAGCGUGCGAUGAAGGAGAUGCUGGUCUUUUGGAAGAAGAAUGAAAAGGAAGAACGAGAACUGCGGAAGAAGGCAGAGAAGGAAGCGCUCGAACAAUUACGACUUGAAGAAGAACGACGUGAAGCCCAGCGACAGGCACGCAAGCUCAACUUUUUAAUCACGCAGACCGAGUUGUACAGUCACUUUAUUGGGCGCAAAAUUAAAGGAGAUACUGGCGAAGAUGAUGAGACGGCUGUAGCUGCCAGCGAAGAAGCUACAGCAGCAGCGGCACAAUCAGAUGAGACAGCAGAAGAUCAACAAGAAGAACUGGAUAUUACGGGCGAAGAACAGGCAUUGGAUGAGAUAGAUUUCGAUGAAGAUGACGAAGAGAAACUUCGUGAACAGGCUCGACGUAGUGCUCAAAAUGCACUCGCCAAACAACGUGAAAAGACUAGAGCAUUUGACGAGGGAGCUCGUGAGCGACGUUUGGCUGCCAGUGAAACAUCUGACAUAUCCAUGAGUGCUGCACAAUUGGACACCAUGAAUUUUCAAGAUCCCUCGAGUAUGGGCACAGAAGAAAUCAAGCAACCAUCCAUGCUCAUGUGUCAACUCAAGAGCUAUCAGCUUAAGGGCCUGAACUGGCUAGCCAAUUUGUACGAACAGGGCAUCAACGGUAUUCUUGCUGACGAAAUGGGUCUCGGUAAAACUGUACAGUCGAUCUCGUUGAUGGCCUACCUUGCAGAGGUACAUAAUAUUUGGGGUCCGUUUUUGGUCAUUGCGCCUGCUUCAACCUUGCAUAAUUGGCAACAAGAAGUGUCCAAGUUUGUUCCGUCAUUUAGGGCGCUACCAUACUGGGGUAAUCCAAAGGAUCGUAAGGUGCUGCGACAAUUUUGGAACCGAAAGCAGCUUUACGGCCGUGACGCACCGUUUCAUGUCGUGAUUACAAGUUAUCAGCUGGUUCUGACAGAUGUUAGCUAUUUUCAACGCGUCAAGUGGCAAUACAUGGUUCUUGAUGAAGCCCAAGCCAUCAAGAGCUCUUCAAGUGCUCGAUGGAAACAAUUGCUUGGUUUUCACUGUCGAAACCGCUUGUUACUCACCGGUACACCUAUUCAGAACAGUAUGCAAGAACUGUGGGCACUAUUGCAUUUUAUUAUGCCAACGUUAUUUGACUCGCACGAGGAAUUCAGCGAAUGGUUCUCUAAAGACAUCGAAAGCCAUGCCGAAAACAAGGGAACGCUGAACGAGCAUCAAUUACGGCGUUUGCACAUGAUUCUUAAACCUUUCAUGUUACGACGUAUUAAGCGCAAUGUUCAACACGAACUUGGGGAAAAGAUUGAAGUUGAAGUUUACUGCGAUCUCACAGCACGGCAACGAGCAUUGUAUCGUGGCCUCAAACAAAAGAUUUCAAUUUCAGAACUUUUAGAAAAGGCAACAUCCCUCAACGAAGAAAGCAUGGACAGUUUAAUGAACUUGGUCAUGCAAUUUCGAAAGGUCUGCAAUCAUCCAGAGUUAUUUGAACGCGCAGAUGUCCAAUCACCCCUAGCUUUCUGUGCCUUUAGUGAAACCGGCUCACUCACCAAAGAAUCGUCCUUGUAUUGUCCGUAUUCUUCUCAAAGCCAUAUCAAGUAUCACAUUCCCAAACACCUUUACCGCAAUGGAGGAAUUUUACGAAAUCCUGGCCCUCACUCCAAUGCCGGUUUUUCCACUCGAUACCUCGACAACUUGAUGAAUAUCUGGAAGCCUGACUAUAUACAAGAGUCCAUGUACUCUGAUGAAAAAGAUGCUGCGUUCUCCUUCCUUCGAUUCAUUGAUACAUCACCGCAGCAAGCAAGUUACAUGUUCAAGCAGUCUUUGGUGACGCGGUGGAUUUCGUACUUGUCACAAAGAGAUCACAGUGCAAGACGGCGAUUCUAUGUCCGGGACGAAGAAAAGUAUCCUUCAGCACCGAUUAACACUUACGCAAGUUUCCUCAUAAGUGAGACUUAUGCACCCACUGCCCGACUGGCCGUGGUACCUGGAAGUGUCAUGGAUGAUUUGACGAGCGUUGGCGAACAAAUGAAUCACAUGAUUGAACAAUUUGAUCAAUCCUAUAUUCCAGGGGCUCGCACUGUACCGAUUGAUGCUGUUUGUUCUGACCGAUCAUUCAACUAUGAUCAAGUCAACUUAAUGUUCGAUCCAUCAAUUCGUGCAUGUCUCUUCGGCAAACCGCAGUACGUCAGUAUGUCCAUGAGAUCCGAAGCUGUUGAGUUAUCCACAGUGACACGCAAGUCCAAUGGUCAAGGAAUCAUGACUGUACCGGUCUCCGGUCAUGGCUACUCUAUGAUGAAAGUUCCUGCAAUGCGUGAUCUUAUUUUGGAUUCGGGCAAAUUGGCGACACUGGAUCGAUUGCUAGAAAAGUUAAAAUUGGAAGGCCAUCGAUGCUUGGUAUACUUCCAGAUGACUCGCAUGAUCGAUUUGUUUGAAGAAUACAUCUCAUACAAGCAAUACAAAUACCUGCGACUCGAUGGCUCUUCGAAGAUUUCUGAUCGACGUGACAUGGUAUCAGAUUGGCAAACACGGCCCGAAAUCUUUAUCUUCUUGUUGAGUACGCGUGCUGGUGGUCUGGGUAUCAACUUGACAGCCGCCGAUACUGUAAUCUUUUACGACAGUGACUGGAAUCCGACUGUGGAUCAACAGGCUAUGGAUCGAGCACAUCGUCUUGGUCAGACAAAGCAAGUGACUGUGUACAGACUCAUUACAAAGGGUACCAUCGAAGAACGAAUCUUGCAACGUGCAAAGCAAAAGGACGAGAUUCAAAAAGUGGUUAUUUCUGGAGGCGAAUUCAAACAAGUGGACUUUAAGCCAAGAGAGAUUGUAUCAUUGUUGUUGGAUGAUGAGGAAAUGGACAAUAAUCUUCAAAUGCAACUUAAGCGGAAAGCGGAAGAAGAAGAAAAGAAGAAGACUGCACGGCCAAGCAAACGAUCAAAGAAGGCAGACAAAGCAUCAUCGUCAUCAGAAGCGGCAAUUGAUCGGCUUAUGAGCGCAGGAGGUGAUACGUUGCCCGAGGAUGAUCCGUCUGUAGGAGCAUCUUCGUCGUCUUCGUCGAGUAAGAAAAAGAGUGGCAGGAUCGGCCGACCGAGGACAAACAUUUCGUUCACUGGUUGA